This is a messenger RNA of Vitrella brassicaformis, 4476 nucleotides long. NCBI's taxonomy places the organism in Eukaryota, Vitrellaceae. The record is from the annotation of a GenBank genome assembly.
ACAUGGACCAACUCAAGGCUGUGUUCGACGCACUAAAGCUACACAACACAAGAAAAAGCUAGCUAGCAAAAGCAGCAGCUCGUUGCGCACUCGAGUGGGGCUGCCGACACCUGACACAAGACACACACAUUACACACACACGGGGGCUGUGGGCCCUGUGUGUGCCGGCUGCCAGCCAGUGGAUUGCAUUGCGUACGUGUGUUCGGGGCAGAGUUUGUCUUCGGUCGGCAUCGGGGCCAUCCACUUCUCAAAACACUCCUGACACACAACCUGACACACACACAGACGACACGCAGAAACGUAUUGCUCUUUCUCUCUGUCCCAUGCAACCGUGUAAGCCUUCUGACUCACUUUAUGUCCGCAGGGCAGCAGGAUGAUGUCUGGCGGCUUCUCUAAGCACAGCUGGCACUUGCUCUCUCCCAGCCAAACACCGCCACCCACACCACUGCUGCCACUGGACGAUGGCGCAGCACAUGGGCCAUUUGCCUGUGCCGAGCUGCUGCUGCUACUAGCACUGGCAGCUGCUGCUGCUGGUGGUGGUAACGCGCUGGCGUCAUCCACGGUGAGAGAGAAGGGCAUGCAGGGGACGGUGGCGUGGAAGGGGACAGCUGCUGCUGCAGACGAGGAUGGUGCGGAUGGUUGGCUGGGCUGCUGCAGCUGGAUCUGUCGCUCGAUGGCGGCCUGGUGCACUAGGGCGAGGUCGUCGAGCAAGCGACGCACCGACGGCAAAUCGAGAGACGACACGCCUUCAGCACUGAGACGACUGCACCACACACAGCAGCAGACAUGUCCACAGCUGCUUCCGGGGUGUGUGUGUGGUGACCUGUGUGGUGGCUGUGCCGAUGACAGCUGCUGCUUGAGCACUAGGUUCUCCCGUCUCAGCGGCGCCUCCGCCUCGCGCAGCCGACGCAGCUCGCCGUCUCUCUCCUGAUCUACACGCGCUGACCUGCACACACACAUCAACACACACAUGUCAUAAGAUCAGCAGCAUCUGUCGGAGGAUGGCCUCCUUCUCUCUGUCUGCUUGGCUGGCUGGCUGACCUGAUUCGUUCUUCCCUCAGUCGUUGCCUCAGCUGAUCCCUCUCGCGCGUCACGUCGGCCAGGGCCCUCUCAACCGCCACACGCAUCUCUGUCUGCUGCUCGAUGGCCGUCCGGUGCUGCGCCCUCAGUUCCAAAAUGGCCGACCGGUGCUCGCCACGCAGUCGGUCCAGCUCCUCUCUGUGCUGCUUGGUGAUGGUGUCCAUGUGUGUCUUGGCGGCCUUGUCGGCCUCCUCCCGCACCAACUGGCUCACUCGACGCACACGGUCGUCGGCACUGCACACACAGACACCAGACAGACAGACAGACAGACAGGGGGGGGUUCUUCAUUGUGUGUGUGUGGCGAGUUGGGUUUACGUCUUUUGUGUCUGUUUGAUUUGUUUGUCUUUGUCUUUGAGGAUGUCCUCGAGAGUGCUGCGCUGCGCGUCGGCGGCCUUCCUCUCCUUCUCAGCCAUCUCCCGCGACGCAGCCAACUCAACGGUCAACCUACACACCGACGCACACAUCCACACAACACACAUAAGAGAUGUCCACGUGUGUAUCCGUGCGUGUGACGUGAUGGACAUGGUGUGACUUGAGCACCCACCCGUUGAUAUCGUCUCUGGCUCGUCUGAUGCUCUCGUUGAACUGGUCCUUCUGCUUUUUGUUGGCGUCAAGCGCCCUCCUGAGCUGCUCCUUCAGCUGCUCAAGCUGCGUCGUACGGGCAUCGUGGGCCUCUCCAGCUGUGCUGCCUGACGGCUUGUGCUGCGCUCGUGUCGGCGAUGAUGACUUGGCGGACCGGCAGGAGUCACCCGUCGGGCUGGCCGAGCGACCCACACUGUGACACACACCGAGAGAGAGAGAGAGAGAGAGAGAGAGAGAGAGGUGCCAUCUCUCUCUAGGUGCAUCUGUCUGUGACUCUCUGACAUGAGUGUGAAGACGGGAAGGAAGCUGUGUUUGUUGGCUGCCAGAAAGGGGUCAAUGGGUGGCCGCCCCGGCGCCUUCUUGAACAUGCCCUCGCGCCGCUCACGCACGGCCGCCUUGUGCGCAUCCGACGUGUCUGCAGAGCGCUCCCACAUGGCCAGCAACUCGGCGUCCGACAGGUCCUCGGCGGCCCCGCUCUCAUCACCACCACCACCAGCGGGACUGCCGGCACUCAGGGGCUCGUUCAGCCAUGAGGCGGAUGGGGCGGCCAGGAGGUCGGAUAUGACGCGAGAGACCGCCGCUUGGAAGCCGUUGGCGGCCACGCGGAUCUCCUAAGUAUCCACACACACACACACAGACAGACAGACAGAGAGAGGUGCCGAUGAGGCCUGCAAGAUUCUUACACUGUUCUCUCUGCUAAAGUCGGCAGCAUUGAGGGAUAUCAGCUUCAAAUCCAAACACAGAGACGGCCAGGUCUCGUACACACCAAACUCUACACGCGACUGCACCACAAACACACAUGAGUGUGUGUGUGUGUGUGUAUGGCUAUCAAUCAGCACACACCUGUAUGUGUGUGAGGUCCGGUGUGCGCGGGAAGCUGUCGUGGAAUGCGGGCAGCGGGCACUUGACGCGAAAAGGGCGUGAGCAGGGCGACGCCAGCAGCCGAUCCACCACCUUGCGCAUCCACCACCUUGCGCAUCAGCUCCCCGUGGGGCACAACCGCACUGCAGCCACAUCAGGUCAGUCAGUGGCAAGGCUGGCACCGUACCCAUGUGUGUGCCUUCACCCACUCACCUCGCCAUGCUGCACGCCGUGUAUUCGUUUCGUCUGGAUGAGUUCCAGAGGUCGAUGAGCUCGCCCAUGGACAGGUCGCCGCGCGUAUCGACGGCAUCCUCGUCGACAUUGAGCACGGUCUUGCUGACCCUAUCAGCGUCUGGACCAAGCAGCUCCUCGUCUACCGGGUCAAUGAGUGGCCGAUGCCGGCGGACUAGGCGGAUGGCGACGGCAGACAGCUCCGUGGCAGCCACGGAAACCUCCUGUGCGACCACGAGAGGAGAGGAGAGGAGAGGAGAGGGGAGGGGGGUGUGGGGCGGACAUCAUGGCGUGUGGUCCGUACCGAGCCCGGCCUGGUGAACCUGCUCGCAUUUCUGGCCAUCUCGAUCACAUAAAUGGCCCACUGGAUCCAGUGGUUGCAGGACUGAUACACACACGUAAGGACACGACAGCACGUGUCCGUCGGGUGGGUCUGGUGCCUCUCUCUUUCUCACCAGCUUCAGGAGCUCAGGGACCACCUUGUUUUCAAGCUCCUGGAUGGAGGAGGGAGACCUCCCACUGCUUGAGCGUGGUAGAUCGAUGAGAUAAGUGACAGCCUCGCUACAGAUCCGGGCGUAGUCCGGGUGGGGACAUGGCACGCGGAAUGGGCGAGAGGAAGGGUGACGCCGCAGUGCGGCAGUGGCGGCCAGCAUGUCAUCCUUCAGCCGCUUCUCAUCUGUUGACAUUGCAGCUGCCGGCGACCUCGGCGUACUGCACACAUGGACAGCAGCAGACGACAUUAUCGUGACGCUCGACUUGCCGCCUGUUGCCCUCCGCUCACCUGUUGGUGUCUGUGGGGCCCCUGGUAGUGGCGGCUCCGAGUUCCUUCUGCAUUAGCUGCUGGCCUUUGCUGAGCUCACUGACGAAGUUCGUGUGCCACUGGGGCAGCCACUCGACACGCACAUGCCGCAGCGGACCCAACGCAAACACCGCCGACGGAUCACUGCACACACACAGAGCACAUGACACCCGUACUACCCAGUGGCUGAGAUGCCCAUUCUGUUGGGUGACCUUUGCAGCGCUGUGCGGUGGUCCAUGAAGAACUUCUUGACGGCCCGCAGGUAGGUCUCCCGCUCCUGGGCCCCAUCGCACUCACUCGACUCGACACAGCCGACACCCUCGCCCUCUCCCUGCCCUCUGUGCUGCUGCAGGAAUGCCCGCACGACGGCCAGCGUCUCACUGGAGGGCUCUUUGUCGCCCUCUCUACCCGACGUGACGGUGGCGAUGUCGGGGAAGGCCUCAUGGAUGGACUCGACUGAAACGGUGGGUGCGGCUGUGAUGGGCGGGGUUGAAGGCUGAGGAGAUCUCUGUUUGGGCUUGGGAGUGGCCGGCUUCGACUUGGGCGGCGACUUGGUCUUGUCCUUGUCGGUGAAGAUGCCACGGAAGAUGCUGCUGGGGACAGCAGGUGGGGAGUGAGAAGCGCUGGGGAAAGCCAUGACCAACGGAGAUGCAUUGGGUUGAGAUGAUUCAUUUGCUUCCUUCCUCUGUGCUCUUUUCCUUACUUUUCGCUCCUGAACCAGUCGAGCACAGAGAGAGAGCCCUGGUCCUGACCCUCUGGGUGUUGCUGUUGCUGCCCAUCGUUCCCUUCUUCAGCAGAGGCCGGCUUGUUGCGCGAAUCGUCACUCGUGGUGCUUGAUCUUGGCUGAUUUUCCAUACCUGGGGUGUCCUUUGAUAGAAGGAAGUGUCUGCCUGCAGAGAUAAUGAGUCGGGGCUUCGUAGCUC